Molecule: messenger RNA, 580 nt
Organism: Aspergillus japonicus CBS 114.51
Lineage: Eukaryota; Fungi; Ascomycota; Eurotiomycetes; Eurotiales; Aspergillaceae
Exons: 1
Coding region: 340-573 (77 amino acids)
Source: RefSeq, a predicted model, not a curated record
GGGGACCUGCCGGGGGUCGACGAUCCCCAAAACGCUGCGGAGAACGGUCACGGGAGUUGAACCCAGACGGCGGAGGGUAUCUUUGAGACAUCACCAGGUCAUGCUAGUGCACAUGAGACAAAGCAACCCGGCAGGAUGCCUGCGACAGAUUAGUAACGCGGGACUUCAGAGGUUCAACCAAGGCGAGGUACUGGGUGGGAUGAAAUUCGGACUUCGAGGAAAGAAAGAAAGUAUGUCCAAAAGAAAAGAAAGGGAAAGGGUGAAGUAAACAAAAAUUCAAAAGUCCAGUAAAGUAAAGAGAAAGAAAGGAAACCGAGGAAAUGGAUGGAUAUGAGACAAAUGGACAGAAGAAGAAGAAGCAGGAGUCUCGAAAAGAGCGGGUUGGAAAGACCAAUUGACGCAAAGAGGCGGAAGCGGCAGCAGCAGCAGCAGCAGUCGCAGUCGCAGCCAAAGCGCGAGCGAGUAACGAUCGAACGACCGACCGAGCGACCGACGAACGAACGAACGGGCAGUGGAGAACACGUGAUGGGUAGAAUGAAGCAUGCCAGCCCCGAGCCAGCCCAGCAUGGGUGAAACUGAG